Molecule: messenger RNA, 1129 nt
Organism: Scomber scombrus (Atlantic mackerel)
Lineage: Eukaryota; Metazoa; Chordata; Actinopteri; Scombriformes; Scombridae
Gene: c23h11orf68
Product: chromosome 23 C11orf68 homolog
Exons: 2
Coding region: 98-838 (246 amino acids)
Source: RefSeq, a predicted model, not a curated record
AGGGACUGCGCCUGCGCGGAAGAACACUGGACAACAAAGUUGAACGUCAGAUUACCCCGACCAAGAUUUGGGUUGAUACUCUCACACUGAAAGCAUAAUGGAGGAGGAGGAGCCCCCCGUAGAUGGCGAGAUGGCCCCCAACUCUGCAGAGACCUACGCCGCUCAGUCCAUGGCUGCAGACAUGGACCCCUGGAUUGUGUUUGACUCGAGGAGAACUCCCAGAUCCGAGUUCGAUGGCUGGCUGGAGAGUAACAGGCCUUCAAAAGUGCCCAGAUAUGGUGACGAGGAAGGUGGUAUGGGCCCCGUGGGGUGGAUUGCUGUGCGGGCCCCGACCUACUCUCCAAACAGUGGGGAUGUCGAGGGUCUCCAGGAGGGCUGGGAGCAACUUUUGGCCAGUGGCCGGUCUGUAAGCUUCCAGACAGUGAAGGAGCUGGCCCUGAACUACGGAGUGCUCUCGGGCAAAUGGCUGAUGCACUUGGACUCUGGUUUCAAGCUGGACAAUGCGUGGGAGUGUGUGGCCAGAGCGGCCCUGGAUGGCAAGGUCUGGACAUGUAAAGUCAGUACCUAUGACCCCAAGGGAGAGUGCAAGCAGGUAAUUUGUGUCUACAACGAUAACUUCACCGACGAGAGCGAGAUUGUUAAGCUGGACUCUGUUAUCCGCGCUACAGGGGUCAAGUGCCCUCUCACCUACAAGCCGGAUGUGUACACAUACCUGGGAAUCUACCGAAACAACCGCUGGAAGCUUUGCCCAACCAUUUAUGAGAGCAAAUUUAACCUCGAGUGCAUACCUAGACGUUCCCACAUCAUCAACAGAGUCACCAAUCUUGAAGUAACAUAAGCCUGAACAAGAGUUUGUUGAGGCACUUAUUUGUGAUCUACGUUUCAUUGACUGAAAUAUCUCAAGUUCUUCCUUUUUGGCAACAAAAAAAAGCACUAAAUCUCAUUUCAGUCUUGUCUUCUCAUGCUGUCAUUUUUCAAAGUGACCUGAAAUAUUGUCACACAUUAUUUUUUUAAUUGAAUAUAUUCAUAAUGAAUAAGAAUAUUCUGUAUGUAUUCUUGAGAUUCUGUUUGUAACACACUUAUACUUACGUGACAGGUUCGCUGUAGAAAUCCUCGGAGGAGAAUUUGC